AUGGCUAUAGCUCUUGAUAAUCCUCGAAAAUGUUAUCAGCAUACAUUUUCUGGCGCUAACAUUACUACCACUACUACUGCUACUACUACUACUACUACUACUACUACUACUACUACUACUACUACUACUACUACUACUACUACUGCUACCACUACUACUACUACCACUAUCACCGGUGAUCAACAUUAUAGAAAUGGAACCAGUAUCAGUGCUGAUGAUGAUCCUGAAGCAGUACAACGAUUAAGUUUUGUGAGUUCAUCAACCGGUUACAGUUCAGCUCGAAGUAGUUUGAGAAGUUCCGAAAUAAGCGAUGAUACUGUUCAUCCACUUAAUGCUUCUACUACUAAAAAAUUGCUAACACAAGAAUUAUCGUUAUCGGAAGUACGUCGUCUAAAAUUAUUAAAUAGUGGUACAGUAACACAAUUGGAUCGGAUUGCUAUGGAAUUACUGGAAACGGAACGUUCUUAUGUUAAUGAUCUCAAUGACAUUAUACAGGGAUAUUUGAAUUUUUUGGUGGAUCAUCGGGAAGAAUUCGAGAUGACCGUAGAUGAUAUUUCCAAUACAUUCGGUUGUAUUGAACGUAUCUUUUUGUUCAAUAAAAAAUUAUAUCACGAUUUAGAUGCUGCUCAAUUAAGCGUCGUUUCGGCUUGUGCUCAUGAUGACAGUGCGACUAGGGCGGUCUUAGUACAGGAUGAUGAGACGCUAAUUGUGUGCAUGAAACUGAAGCACAGGCUAUUUGCUGGGCCUAUUAGUGCCUUCCUUUGUGAUGUCAUAGGCCAUUCCGUACAUCGAAUCAGAAUGAUUGAAACACUGUCAGUGUUAUUAAAAAAUAAAAAAGUAGCGGAAAGUUUAAGACUUCGACAAUCCAUUCUUGGACAUUCUCUUCCUCUCAGUGCGUAUCUGCUGAAGCCAGUACAACGAGUACUCAAAUAUCAUCUCUUCCUUGAAAAUAUUCUAAAAGCUUCAGUGGAUUUAAAAACUCUAUCAGACGGUGAUCGAGCAGUCAUUCUGCAAGCUCUUCAUUGCAUGACUUCACAAGCGGAAAAAAUAAACGAAGAGAAGAAACGUGUUGAGCAUCUGGAACGUGUACGUGAGCUUCAGAAUGCUCUCCAUAAGUGGUGUAUCGAUGAGAAAGAAGAUCUGUCGAAAUAUGGCGAUCUACUUUUGGAAGCUACCUUUAAGCUUGCUGGUGCCAAAACUAAUCGACAGUUAUUUUUAUUCGAGGAAAUGCUGUUGAUUGUGAAGGAGCGGAAUGGUGCUUUGAUUUGUAAGGAUUAUAUUAUGUGUUCAAGCUUGAUGCUAAACGAGUCAAUAUCCACUGAUCCACUGGCAUUUCAAGUGCUUUCCUACGAUAAUCCAAAGAUUCAGUAUAUCUUUCUCGCUUCGAAUAUGGAUCAGAAGCGACAUUGGAUGAAGGAAUUAAAACGAAUGAUGUUGGAUCAUUAUGCGAUUGAAAUACCAGAGAAAACUAAAAUGUUGAUGCUUAGUUUAAGUGAUGAUUGUUCAAAAUCAAUUGGAUUUUCAAGCCAACAAGGUUUUGCGUUAAAUGUGAAAGGUAAUAAGAAAGUACCGAAGUAUCUUGAAAAGCGACGAAAAAGUAUUGAUGCUAAUCAAACAUUCCGUCGAUCGCAUGUUCGAAAACGAAGUUGUUCUAACAGUAGGAAUAUUUUAAAAGCGUCAUCAACAGGAAAUCUUGCUAAAGAAGUAGGGAUGCAUCAGGAAGCUGAUGGUCCUCCAAAAACUAAUCAUUUCUGCAGUUUCAGUAGCAACAGUAAGCCAACUACAUCCGUAUCCAUGGAGAAUACUUAUGAACUUGAAUCUGCUGAACUAUCCGGACGUUCAUCAGCUUUUCAGAAUUUAUUUUCAAAAAAGAAAAAUGCUGAAACAAAUCGGAAAAAAUCGAGCUGUGAACGUAAAAGCAGUCUUGUCUCUCAUUUACCGCCAUCUAUUUUAAAAGAUUAUCGGAUAAAAAAAUCUUCGGACACUGUACAAAAUACCGCUAAUAAGCAAUAUUCACGGUGUCAAUGCUUGAUAACAAAUCCUAGUACAUCCGUGUAUCCAACAUCUCCAUCCAUUUGUCCCCAUCCUAGUGCAAGUUGUUGUGCACAAAAGCAUUUCGAUGAUACGAUGGCUAUUUUAUAUGGAGAACUGCAAUUGCUAAUGAAGAAUGCAGGAAAUCUUAAUAGUAUUGGUGAAAGCAACAAUAAAGAUGAUGAUAGGAGGAAUAUUGUCGGAUCACAAAAUGAAACAACAAAUAGAAUUGAUAUUGUUGCUAAUGAAAAUAGAGGUAAAGAUGACUUACCAGAAGAAUUAAAGAUACGUUCUCGUUCACUGAGUAAAUCUGAUGAAGAAACCAUCUUUGGUGAGAAAUGCAGAAUGGUUAAUAAUCCGAAAAAAAACUACCUAUCACCUGCUACUGAUUUAUCGAGAAAUUUGAUGGAUAGAACUUUAGCAGAAGAUUGUAAUGCUUCUUACGAUCCUGCAUUGGAAUCAAAAGAUUGUGAUGAGCCGACAAGCGUUGUUUCAUGGAUUGAAUCACCGCAUAUUAGUGAGAAAUUUCGUGGAUUAGGCUCCUACCAUAAUGUUCAUCAUCGGCGACGUUCAUCACAGGUAGCAGAACAGGUAUGGAGAUUACGGCAUAAACAAGCCCAGGACUAUAAGGCUAAUGAAAAUAAUACCGACAAGAACUUAUUAAUUUCUUCGACAAUAAGAACAGGAAUGUUACCUAAAGAUACAGUAACCAGAAUAUCAAAACCAUCGCAGUCAAUGGUAUCAAAUCAUAAUGUUGAUGGAAUUGAUUAUCGAUGUUGUGUUGCGAGACAGCGUACUCCACUUACGGUCGAGCAAUGUGCAGAACUUGAUGGCGAAUUAAAUUCGGAUUUGGGUGAUGUGAAAAAAAUUAUUAGACAGCUAGAGAAGCCUAGGCCAUUAAUUGCAUCAUCAUCAUUACAUCAACACGCCAUUUAA
Molecule: messenger RNA, 2967 nt
Organism: Acanthocheilonema viteae
Lineage: Eukaryota; Metazoa; Nematoda; Chromadorea; Rhabditida; Onchocercidae
Source: the annotation of a GenBank genome assembly